Procambarus clarkii (red swamp crayfish) is the source of this 2568-nucleotide messenger RNA. RefSeq names its product nascent polypeptide-associated complex subunit alpha, muscle-specific form-like. The record is from RefSeq and is a predicted model, not a curated record. Lineage: Eukaryota; Metazoa; Arthropoda; Malacostraca; Decapoda; Cambaridae.
AUGAUGAGCAUCCCUCAUCUUGCCAACACUGCCCCAGCAUCCCUCAUCUUGCCAACACUGCCCCAGCAUCCCUCAUCUUGCCAUCACUGCCCCCAGCACCCGUCAUCUUGCCAUCACUGCCCCAGCACCCGUCAUCUUGCCAUCACUGCCCCAGCAUCCCUCAUCUUGCCAUCACUGCCCCAGCACCCGUCAUCUUGCCAACACUACCCCAGCACCCGUCAUCUUGCCAACACUGCCCCAGCACCCGUCAUCUUGCCAACACUGCCCCAGCACCCGUCAUCUUGCCAACACUGCCCCAGCACCCGUCAUCUUGCCAACACUGCCCCAGCACCCGUCAUCUUGCCAUCACUGCCCCAGCAUCCCUCAUCUUGCCAACACUGCCCCAGCACCCGUCAUCUUGCCAACACUACCCCAGCACCCGUCAUCUUGCCAACACUGCCCCAGCACCCGUCAUCUUGCCAACACUGCCCCAGCACCCGUCAUCUUGCCAACACUGCCCCAGCACCCGUCAUCUUGCCAACACUGCCCCAGCAUCCCUCAUCUUGCCAUCACUGCCCCAGCACCCGUCAUCUUGCCAUCACUGCCCCAGCAUCCCUCAUCUUGCCAACACUGCCCCAGCACCCGUCAUCUUGCCAACACUGCCCCAGCACCCGUCAUCUUGCCAACACUGCCCCAGCACCCGUCAUCUUGCCAACACUGCCCCAGCACCCGUCAUCUUGCCAACACUGCCCCAGCACCCGUCAUCUUGCCAACACUGCCCCAGCACCCGUCAUCUUGCCAACACUGCCCCAGCACCCGUCAUCUUGCCAACACUGCCCCAGCACCCGUCAUCUUGCCAACACUGCCCCAGCACCCGUCAUCUUGCCAUCACUGCCCCAGCACCCGUCAUCUUGCCAACACUGCCCCAGCAUCCCUCAUCUUGCCAACACUGCCCCAGCACCCGUCAUCUUGCCAACACUGCCCAGCACCCGUCAUCUUGCCAUCACUGCCCCAGCACCCGUCAUCUUGCCAACACUGCCCCAGCAUCCCUCAUCUUGCCAACACUGCCCCAGCACCCGUCAUCUUGCCAUCACUGCCCCAGCACCCGUCAUCUUGCCAACACUGCCCCAGCAUCCCUCAUCUUGCCAACACUGCCCCAGCACCCGUCAUCUUGCCAACACUGCCCCAGCACCCGUCAUCUUGCCAACACUGCCCCAGCACCCGUCAUCUUGCCAUCACUGCCCCAGCACCCGUCAUCUUGCCAUCACUGCCCCAGCACCCGUCAUCUUGCCAACACUGCCCCAGCACCCGUCAUCUUGCCAACACUGCCCCAGCACCCGUCAUCUUGCCAUCACUGCCCCAGCACCCGUCAUCUUGCCAACACUGCCCCAGCACCCGUCAUCUUGCCAUCACUGCCCCAGCACCCGUCAUCUUGCCAACACUGCCCCAGCACCCGUCAUCUUGCCAACACUGCCCCAGCACCCGUCAUCUUGCCAUCACUGCCCCAGCAUCCCUCAUCUUGCCAACACUGCCCCAGCACCCGUCAUCUUGCCAUCACUGCCCCAGCACCCGUCAUCUUGCCAACACUGCCCCAGCAUCCCUCAUCUUGCCAACACUGCCCCAGCACCCGUCAUCUUGCCAUCACUGCCCCAGCACCCGUCAUCUUGCCAACACUGCCCCAGCAUCCCUCAUCUUGCCAACACUGCCCCAGCACCCGUCAUCUUGCCAACACUGCCCCAGCACCCGUCAUCUUGCCAACACUGCCCCAGCACCCGUCAUCUUGCCAACACUGCCCCAGCACCCGUCAUCUUGCCAUCACUGCCCCAGCACCCGUCAUCUUGCCAACACUGCCCCAGCACCCGUCAUCUUGCCAUCACUGCCCCAGCACCCGUCAUCUUGCCAUCACUGCCCCAGCACCCGUCAUCUUGCCAACACUGCCCCAGCACCCGUCAUCUUGCCAUCACUGCCCCAGCACCCGUCAUCUUGCCAACACUGCCCCAGCACCCGUCAUCUUGCCAACACUGCCCCAACACCCGUCAUCUUGCCAACACUGCCCCAACACCCGUCAUCUUGCCAACACUGCCCCAACACCCGUCAUCUUGCCAACACUGCCCCAGCACCCGUCAUCUUGCCAACACUGCCCCAACACCCGUCAUCUUGCCAACACUGCCCCAACACCCGUCAUCUUGCCAACACUGCCCCAGCACCCGUCAUCUUGCCAACACUGCCCCAGCACCCGUCAUCUUGCCAACACUGCCCCAACACCCGUCAUCUUGCCAACACUGCCCCAACACCCGUCAUCUUGCCAUCACUGCCCCAGCACCCGUCAUCUUGCCAUCACUGCCCCAGCACCCGUCAUCUUGCCAUCACUGCCCCAGCACCCGUCAUCUUGCCAACACUGCCCCAACACCCGUCAUCUUGCCAACACUGCCCCAACACCCGUCAUCUUGCCAACACUGCCCCAACACCCGUCAUCUUGCCAUCACUGCCCCAGCACCCGUCAUCUUGCCAUCACUGCCCCAGCACCACUACCAAGCCAUCACUGCUACUCUGCUACACAUGACAAAUAUUGCCUUUGCAUCUGUGUAA